Molecule: messenger RNA, 1972 nt
Organism: Phanerochaete carnosa HHB-10118-sp
Lineage: Eukaryota; Fungi; Basidiomycota; Agaricomycetes; Polyporales; Phanerochaetaceae
Exons: 13
Coding region: 505-1893 (462 amino acids)
Biological process (GO): fatty acid catabolic process
Molecular function (GO): amidase activity; fatty acid amide hydrolase activity
Source: RefSeq, a predicted model, not a curated record
GCCCUCCAGGCCCUUGAAAUUGCUGGGACCUGAAUCGGGAGUAGACCAGCCUUUUUCUUGCCCCUCUCCCCAAGUGGAGCACAGUGGUCGACACUUAUCCAUUCACAACAUGUGGCCGUUCUCCUCAUCGUCGUGGAAAGAGAUCGCACAGCAGAAAGUCGAGGAGAGGGCCAGGGCUCUCCAAACCGCCCUUCCCGCCUUUCCCGAGCAGUCGGCUCUCCUUGCCGCGUCAGCCGCGGAAAUCGUGCAGCGCAUUGGAGCCGGUGAAUGGACGGCUUCGGAGGUUCUUGAGGCCUACAUCUCCCGCGCAGCCCUAGCCCAGCAGACAACAAACUGUUUGACAGAAGUGCUGUUUGAAGAAGCCCGCCAACAAGCACAAGCUCUCGACGACUAUGUGCAGGCCACGAAGAAACUCAAGGGCCCCCUGCACGGCGUGCCCGUCAGUUUCAAAGACAUGCUUGCUGUGCGCCCGCCGUAGACGACAUUGUCAGGCAUGACACAUCCAUGGGACACAGCAACGAGGCGCACAAGCCAGCCGCGGCGGACGCGGAGCUGGUCAGGCUCGUCCGGGAGGCCGGCGGGAUUCCUCUUGCGAAGACCAAUGUCCCACAGACUCUGAUGUUCUUCGAGUGCGUUAACCCGAUGUGGGGCCGAACGCUGAACCCAUACAGCGCUGACCAUACGUCCGGCGGUUCGAGCGGUGGCGAGGCUGCGUUGCUCGCCAUGGACGGCAGCGCGCUAGGGUGGGGCAGCGAUAUCGGCGGGAGCCUGAGGAUUCCCGCGAGCUUUUGCGGGAUCUACACCUUAAAGCCUGGCCAUGGGAGGCUAUCCACAGGUGGGGUCAAGGAGAAUCUUCCUGGCUUCGACGCCGUUAAGACCGUAAUGGGGCCUAUGGGACGCUCGGUGGCGGAUAUUGAGCUGGCCUGCCGUGUUGGUUUUGGGCAGCAGAGCGAGAACUACGACCCGGCACCCAUCCCAUACCGCGAUAUCAAGCUGCGUGAGAAGCUAAAAUUUGGGUAUUACGUCAAUGAUGGCCUCAUCAAGAGCUCGCCCGCGUCUCAGAGAGCAGUUCUUGAGACAGUGGAGGCGCUGAGGCGAGAAGGACAUGAAUGUGUCGAGUUCGCCGUGCCAGAUGGUGAUUGGACUUUGUUGCGGCUUGAUUUACUUGUGAAGUGUACUGAUAUUUGGGCAACAGCGGUCAAGGCUCUCAAGCUCUUCCUAUCCCUAACGCUAGCUGAUGGUAACAAGACCCUCUUCUCGCCUAUUAAACAAGAUCCCAGACAAAAGGAGCUGACAACCAUGGCCAUCGGUCCCGAGUUAUAUGGCUGGGCACGUUCACUUGUCUCCUGGAUCCUGAGACAUCCGAUGGGCGAUACCGUGUUCGCGGAUAUCAUGAGUAUUUGCAAACCCGUUUCUGUCGACGAGUUCUGGUCGACAAUCGACCAGCAGAAGGACUAUGUUCGCAAGUUCUACAAGGAGGUAUGGGAGAAGUACGAGUUCGAUGGUAUUAUCGCGCCCGUCCUGGCCAUCCCCCCACUCCCCCAUCAAUCUGUGACUUACAUUGCCUCUCUGGCUUGCUCGGCCCUGCUCUACAAUGUCGUCGACAGCCCCGCCGGCACAGUCCCGGUCACGCGAGUCGACCCAAGCCUUGACAGGCUCACAGACGAAUGGAGGAGCCAGCCCGCGGCCGGCUCGCCAACGCUGGAAGGCCUGGUAUACAAAGGCGACGACGCCAUCUAUAAUGUUGAUAAGAUGGCCGGUCUGCCAAUUGGAGUGCAGGUCGUCGGGAAGAAGUGGGAGGAAGAGAAAGUUGUGGAGAUGAUGAAAGUCGUCGACUGUGCCCUUGGAAAGCGGAGCUCUGGGCCUGGCUCUUGGAAGGCGAAGACAAAGUGAAGACCAUUUGCAGACAUUCUAGUAUUUCUUGUACGCAUACACACACCCUAAUUACUGUCAAGUUGGACUGGAGGAUAAU